AUGGGACAUACAGAACCUGUGCAGAAUGCAACCCAGUUACUGGGACGAGGCACCAGACAUGGCACGGGAAGACCUGGGUUUGAGUCCUGGCUCUGCUGCUUGCCGGCGAGGCUAUCAGAGGCUUCAAGAGUAUCCCGGACCACCACCCACGAGCUGUUCCUGAGGGCUUUGGAGACUCUACUGGAUUUAGGUAUGGAGGGAAGGUUACAACAUGAAAUUUCAUUUCCUGCUCCUACAUUAAUGGUGGUAAAUAAGGCUAAGCAGCCCUGUGCUGAACAAGACAAGCUGGGUCAAGCCUUUGAAGAUGCUUUUGAGGUCCUGAGGCAACAGUCAACUGGAGAUCUUCCGUGCUCCCCAGAUUACAAAAAUUACCUGGCGUUCAUUAAUCACUGCUCUCACGUCAGAGGGAAUUCCAACUGCUACGGCGUGCUACCUACAGAGGAGCCUGUCUAUAAUUGGAGAACAGUAAUAAACAGUGCUGCGGACCUCUAUUUUGAAGGAAAUACUCAUCAAUCUCUGCCAAACAUCCCCGAAAACCAGCUGGUACAACCUGCCGUUCUGCAUCAAAAGGGAGGAAAAGGCAGAAAGAAGCUCCGACUGUUCGAAUACCUUCAUGAAUCCCUAUGUAAUCCUGAGAUGGCAUCUUGUAUUCAGUGGGUGGAUAAAACCAAAGGCAUCUUUCAGUUUAUAUCAAAAAACAAAGAAAAACUUGCCCAACUUUGGGGGAAAAGAAAAGGCAACCGGAAGACCAUGACUUAUCAGAAAAUGGCCAGAGCGCUGAGGAAUUAUGGAAGAACUGGAGAAAUCACCAAAAUCCGGAGAAAACUAACUUACCAGUUCAGUGAAGCUAUUCUCCAAAGACUCUCUCCAUCUUAUUUCUUAGAAAAAGAGAUUUUCUACUCACCAUAUGUUCAGCCAGAGCAAGGCUUUCUCAGCUUCAGUAAUUGGAAUGCAAAUUAUAAUUGUACAUAUGCCGAUUACCAUGAGCUAAGCCACCCUGACUGCUAAAUAUUCUCUUACAUUUCAUGAUUUCCUGACGUCAGAAAUUCCUAUCACUCUCAGGAUAAAGCAAACACU
Suricata suricatta (meerkat) is the source of this 1077-nucleotide messenger RNA. It is a transcript of the gene SPIC, whose product is annotated as Spi-C transcription factor. Gene Ontology annotation, cellular component: nucleus. Gene Ontology annotation, biological process: regulation of transcription by RNA polymerase II; cell differentiation. Gene Ontology annotation, molecular function: DNA-binding transcription factor activity, RNA polymerase II-specific; sequence-specific DNA binding. The coding region runs from base 1 to 1008 and encodes 335 amino acids. Lineage: Eukaryota; Metazoa; Chordata; Mammalia; Carnivora; Herpestidae. The record is from RefSeq and is a predicted model, not a curated record. The transcript is spliced from 6 exons.